ACUCACACAGAUCACACACUCUCACACACUCUCUCGGCAGUGAGAGCGGCAGCCGCGCAGAGAGAGGGGAGUCAUGGGGAAGUCAGGAGGAAGAGGAGACUUUGAAUGGGUCUACAGCGACCAGCCGCACACCUCCAGGAGGAAGGAGAUUCUGGCCAAAUACCCAGAGAUCAAGUCCCUGAUGGGUCCAGACCCCCAGCUGAAGUGGGUGGUGUCCGGCAUGGUCCUGACCCAGCUCCUGGCCUGCUACCUUGUCCACGACCUCUCCUGGAAGUGGGUCUUCUUCUGGGCCUACGCCUUCGGCGGCUGCAUCAACCACUCCCUGACCCUGGCCAUCCACGACAUCUCCCACAACGUGGCCUUCGGCAACAAGCUGGCCCGGUGGAACCGCUGGUUCGCCAUGUGGGCCAACCUGCCCAUCGGCCUGCCGUACUCCGCCUCCUUCAAGAAGUACCACAUCGACCACCACCGCUACCUGGGCGGCGACCAGCUGGACGUGGACAUCCCCACGGACUUCGAGGGGUGGUUCUUCUGCACGCCGGCCAGGAAGGUGCUGUGGCUCUUCCUCCAGCCGUUGUUCUACGCCCUGCGGCCGCUGGUGGUCAACCCCAAGCCGGUGUGUCAGCUGGAGGUCCAGAACGCGCUGGUCCAGAUCGCGGCCGACCUGAUGGUCUACUACCUGUGGGGCGUGAAGCCCAUCGUUUACCUGAUCGCCGGAUCCAUCCUGUGCAUGGGACUGCAUCCCAUCUCCGGACAUUUCAUCGCCGAGCACUACAUGUUCCUGAAGGGCCACGAGACGUACUCUUACUACGGGCCGCUGAACUUGAUCACCUUCAACGUGGGCUACCACAUGGAGCACCACGACUUCCCCAGCAUACCCGGCAGUAAACUGCCUCAGGUGAAGCAGAUCGCCGCGGAGUACUACGACUCGCUGCCCCAGCACUCCUCCUGGACCCGGGUUCUGUGGGACUUUGUGUUUGACGACAGCAUCGGGCCCUACGCCCGGAUCAAACGGCAGUACAAGCUGGACAAACAGGGAUAGGCCUGCGUCCGCCGCCGCCGCCGCCGCCUCCCACAGCAGGAACGUGAAUUUCACUGGUUCAGCAUCCUUUAUUUACUCCAGCUUCAAUGUUUCUGCAUCGUGAGGUUGUUUGAUGCUUUCAGCUGAUCUGUUCUGUUCUCACAUGUAGGAUGAUGUUCACAUUUCCAUUCAUACCAUGUACAGGUUCAACACCCACACACACACACACACACACACACACACACACACACACAUCAGUGUCCUGCGUUAACACUGACAGUCCCGAGGGCCCGUCGCUCCUACUGCUGACAUUUCCCUGAGCCCCGAGGUGAUUUAGUCACAUUUCCUCAUCUGUAGAAUGAACCCACGCUUUAAAUUUGGAUAAAGGUCACAUGCAUUCUCAUGAGGGCUCACACACACACACACACACACACACACACACACACACACCACUACCUCCUUCAGUUGCCUUUUUCCUGACAGUCAGACUCAUUACGUGUUUCUGAUUGUGAGGAUUUAAAACACAGAUUGCUGAACGUUGUUGCAGAGCAGCGCUGAGACGGAAAAGCUUUUCUUUUCCUGGGUGAAGCCUCGCUCUGCGCUGGAAACAGUCCGAUUGCAUCUACUGGGAGUGGACUAAUGAAUCGAAACCAAAUCAGAUGCUGCCUCUUUAGCCUGUUUUGCUGAUGCAGCUUUUCUCUACAAAAACCUUUAAUCACACACAUUAGCUCCUUUUUUGUAAUAAAGUUUGAAACGCCACCUCUGAAGCGUCACCGGCGUCAGAAACCAGUCAGUCGUCCCUCUUAGCAGAGAAUCAGCUCUAAUGGAAACAUGUCCGCUGCACAGCUGCUGUGCUUGUUGAGUUUUUGUAAUUUUGUCCACCUGUUUUGCAGCUUUGUGUAUUUGCAUAAUCUUGUUUAUAUUGUUUCUAUUUAAAUGAUUAUAUUAAAGUCUUUCUAAGAAGAAACCAUUAAAAACAUGAAGGUG
Messenger RNA from Salarias fasciatus (jewelled blenny), 2008 nucleotides. RefSeq names its product delta(4)-desaturase, sphingolipid 2 (gene degs2). NCBI's taxonomy places the organism in Eukaryota, Metazoa, Chordata, Actinopteri, Blenniiformes, Blenniidae. Bases 74 to 1042 code for a protein of 322 amino acids. The transcript is spliced from 3 exons. The record is from RefSeq and is a predicted model, not a curated record. Gene Ontology annotation, biological process: sphinganine metabolic process; ceramide biosynthetic process. Gene Ontology annotation, cellular component: membrane. Gene Ontology annotation, molecular function: sphingolipid delta-4 desaturase activity.